AUGAGAUUGCCGUUUCAGUUACCCAAUGAAAAGAUUGUUGUUUUUCAUGAUACUGCAUCAAUAUCUGAAGUAAAGACAAGGGAGGAGUUUAGACAAUCAAUUUUUGAGAGUUGGAUGGAUGCAAAUAAAAUUUUUCCAGAAGGUAGGCAUCUUACUUAUGCUGAAUACCCAACUCAUUUUGUUUAUAAUGCAAAUAGUCAAGAAUGUGCUUGCUAUUCUCUUGGACUUUUGGAUGAUGACAUUGAUGCAAUUAAGGAGGCAAGUUCUUGGCAGUCAGCUUCUUAUCUUGGACGUCUUUUUGCUCUGUUGUUGUUCGGUAACUUAAUGAAUACACCUGAAAAUGUUUGGGGGAAGUGUUGGAAAUUUCUCUCUGACGAUGUUCUUUAUCGACAUAGAACAACAGUAGGACAUCCAGAUGCAAAUCUUACUGAAGAACAAAUAAAAAACACAACACUUGCUGAAAUUGAUAAAGUGCUACAGAGUAAUGGAAAAUGCCUUUCUGAUUACCCUUCAAUGCCCUGCAUCACUGGUGCAUCUUUGCUUGAUAUGCACAAUUGCUUAGUGCUUGAUGAAUUACUGUAUGACAGAUUAUUUUUGGUUGAAGAACAUAAAAGACUAAUGAGUUCCCUUACAGAUGAGCAAAAAGUUGUCUAUGACAAGAUAAUUUCAGCAGUUUCAGUGGGUACAGGGGGAUUCUUUUUUCUAUACGGCUUUGGUGGUACAGGAAAAACAUUUAUUUGGAAUACAUUGUCAGCAUCCAUUAGAUCAAAAGGCGAAAUUGUACUUAAUGUUGCUUCUAGCGGGAUUGCAUCACUUUUGCUUCCUGGAGGCCGGACAACACACUCUAGAUUUCGUAUUCCAAUUAAGAUCACUGAGGAUUCAACCUGUAAUAUACGGCAGGAUUCUAAUAUUGCCGAAUUGCUGGCGAAAACAAACCUAAUCAUCUGGGAUGAAGCUCCAAUGGUACACAGAUUUUACUUUGAGGCUCUAGACAAAACACUUAGAGAUGUUCUUAGAUUUUCUGAUUCAAGUUGUGUUGAUAAACCAUUUGGUGGGAAAGUUGUUGUUCUUGGGGGUGACUUCAGGCAAAUCUUACUUGUUGUUCCUCAUGGAAGCAGACAAGAUAUAGUCCAUGUAACCAUUAAUUCUUCUUGUCUUUGGUCUCAUUGUCAUUUAUUAGCUUUGACCAAGAACAUGCGGCUUAGUUCUCGAAGUGACAUUCACAAUUUAAUGGAAAUAAAGGAAUUUUUCGAUUGGCUUCUUAAAGUCGGGGAUGGUGUUCUUGGAGAUGAUGUGGAUGGAGAAUCUAUUAUAACAAUUCCAGAUGAAUUAUUGAUUAAAAAAUCACUAAAUCCACUUUCAGAUUUGAUGGAUUUUGUGUACCCUGAUAUCUUGGAUCAUAUUUUAGAACUCACAUUCUUUAAAGAACGUGCCAUUCUGACUCCACAUUGA
Gastrolobium bilobum is the source of this 1452-nucleotide messenger RNA. RefSeq lists its product as uncharacterized. Gene Ontology annotation, molecular function: DNA helicase activity. NCBI's taxonomy places the organism in Eukaryota, Viridiplantae, Streptophyta, Magnoliopsida, Fabales, Fabaceae. The transcript has 3 exons. The record is from RefSeq and is a predicted model, not a curated record. Gene Ontology annotation, biological process: DNA repair; telomere maintenance. The coding region runs from base 1 to 1452 and encodes 483 amino acids.